UCCCUGUUCACCUCCUGUCACUCCAGAUCAGUGAAAGAAGGCGGGCGCCUCUCGCUUACCUCCCCGCGCUGUGAGGCGCUUCGCUCGGUCACGCUGAACUUUGGCAAAGCGCUCUGUGGAUGCUGGCGGGAGUCGUUCCUCUCGGGCGCUGCUGGCACGCGCUGUGGAUGCGAAACAACGGCGAGGUACAAUGACGCACCACAAAUGAACACUUACGCAUUUCACUGCUUUAUUUAUAGUCUUGCGCGCUUUUACGUUGGUGCGAUAAACACGACAAGCCGCUGUUGUAAAUAACCUGAUCAUUUCGCUUUAUCGCGUUUAUUCCGUUUGGUGACAUAGGCUACCUGGCAUUCAGUUUGAGCAAAAUCAGGCACGACACUGGAUGGUCAUGGUUUAGCCUGACGCGAAACGCAAAAUAGCGUAAAGGGAUUUGAGAAGGAAACGAUGUUUCUCUUGCAGGUGACUGUUUGAGGAUGAAGCCAGACGCUGCUGGGAAAGACAGGCGUGAUUAAAAAUCUAACUUAUGUGUGACGUGCCGUGGAUUUACAGUGACUAAAAGAUCCUGGGAUGAAAUAUGGAAGCGAGGAGGAACUCCGCAUACCCCCUUAGUUUGGGAUAAACUCACAUGCCGUAGGAUAUCAGUAUGACAGAGCUGGAGAAACGCCAGUUUAGCUCUGCAUGAAGUUUGGAGUUGUCAAAACCGUGUAUGUGGAUGUAUGUGGCGAAAUAUAUCUGAACAAGACAUCAUGGCAGAACUUUAUGAGAAGAGAUAAUCGUUAUUCGGGUGGACUGAGAGGGGCACAGGGGCGAUGGUGAACUCAUCCCCAGCGGUCGCUGCUCACGCAGAGGGUGAGGAGAUCGAGGUGCUAGAGAGCACUGAUGUCCUUCCCGUAGCUCCAGAGGACCAAUGGAAGUCUCUUUUUGACAAGUAUGACCCAGAGAAUUCAGGCUUUAUCAGUACUGAGCGUUUCCGAGACCUGCUUGAGGCUCAUGGAUCAGAACUGGACCCCCACAAGCUGGAAGUUCUCCUCGCCCUGGCUGACGGAAACGCUGAUGGAAAGAUCUGCUACCAGGAUUUUGUUAACCUGAUGAGCAAUAAGCGCUCAAACAGUUUCCGCCGAGCAAUCCUGCAGGGCAGUCGGCAGCUCAGGAAUUCCGCGCUGAGAGAAGAAGUGGGCUUGGGUCUGUCUCGGAGACUCGUGCGUCACGUUGCCUAUGAGACUUUGCCAAGAGAGGUGGACCGCAAGUGGUACUUUGACAGUUACACCUACUGUCCACCACCAUGGCUUAUGCUGGCCAUCACUAUAACGGAGGUUGUUGUCUUUAUGUAUUAUGGAUUCCAACUCAACCGCUGGGUUCUGCAAGUCUCAUCACCGUACUUCCUGAAGGGCCCAUUACCAUACCACCCACAGCUCAGAGCUCAGGCCUGGCGCUACCUUAGUUACAUCUUCAUGCACGCAGGAAUUGAGCACCUGGGUCUAAACAUGGCCAUGCAACUUUUGGUGGGUGUGCCGUUAGAGAUGGUCCACGGAGCUUUGAGAAUCGGCCUGGUGUAUGUGUGUGGCGUCCUGGCAGGUUCAUUGGCUGUGUCAGUGACGGACAUGACAGCACCUGUGGUCGGUUCAUCGGGCGGAGUCUACGCCCUCGUCUCCGCCCACCUCGCCAAUGUUGUCAUGAACUGGUCAGGGAUGAAGUGUCAGUUCAAGCUCUUUCGCAUGGCAAUGGCUCUGGUGUGCAUGAGUGUGGAGUUCGGUCGUGCCGUCUGGCUUCGAUUCUAUCCCCCAGCCUUCCCACCAUGCCCUAAUCCCAGCUUUGUGGCUCAUCUGGGGGGUGUGGCAGUGGGCCUCACCCUCGGCGUUGUGGUUCUUCAGAACUAUGAACAGCGUUUGCAGGAACAGUCCUUGUUCUGGAUCUUCUUCAGUGUCUACACACUCUUUAUCCUCUGUGGAAUCUUCUGGAACAUUUUUGCUUACGGUCUCUUGGAUGUCAAGUUACCCCCACAUCCAUGAAGCCCAAGAGUGUGUGUUCGUGUGUGGGCGACAUAAUUUAACAGUUGUAAAGGUCGUAAAUGAGAAACAAAUGCUAAGUACCUUAUUGAGUCCUCUUGCAGUUUUGCAGUUUGUGUUAGUGCCUAAACCAUGCCAAGUCGUCAAAAGCAGCUAAAACAGCAGAUUCCAAUUUUUAAGCAACGGUGAAUGUAAAUUUGCAGGAGAGGGUCAAAGGUUGUUGCUUUUUACAGCUACAUGCUUUGUGCCAGCCCUCGAGGGUUGUCAGCAAUAGCACAAGUAUUCAUUUCAAAAUAAAACUUGGGUUUAGUAGCCCCUGCUGGCUUGUCAGCUUUUCGAGGUGCCAGGUAAAAUUAUUUUCAGUUGUUGAAGGAAUGAAUAUAUUUCCUGAAAGCACAGAGCCUGAGGUUGCAUGAGCAAAAAGAGAAAUACCAGUAUUUUAUGAGAACAUUUUAGUAAGUGUUCUAUAUUUUUAUAAACAACUAAAGAUAAUGAGGUAGCAUGAUAGCACUGUUAUGGCUCAUUAUGUGUGAAGGACCUUUUAAAGAUAUUUAAGAGUAGCGAGGAAACAGCUAGUUUAACUUCUAUCUUGCAAACAGAUAGUGUUAUUUUCUGUAAUUAAUGUUUCAAUGUUAAAAGGUCAGUUUAAAGUAACUGCAAUCCCUUAGCAUUGUCAGUGGCGGUCUGCAACAGAUUUCUUUUUUAAUGUAUAUCAGUAUUAUAGUUAAUAAAGCAUUCUAUUAUAUUGUAUUACUGAUAAUUAUGUUCCCAUACAACAGAAGAUUUCUCCUUUACAUAUAAAAAUAUUAGUAAUUAACCAGGUAAUUAAGGUUUCUGACUGGAGUUUGGACUUUUUUAGGUAUUUGUUUGUAACCUGUGGCUUUAAAAAGCCUUCACAACAUACUAAAAUAAUAUUGAAAGCUAAUUAACUUUAAUGGUUACCCCAUUAAUGCCAAAGGAAGUAAAAAGAAGUUUUUUUCCCCUUUUUCAUCAGCAACAUUAUUUGAAUAUUCAUUCUAUCAAUACUAAUCAGAAUUCACACCGAGACACUGGUAUUUGUUUAGUCAUUGAAGCUCCACUGAAAGACCAACACUGUUUUUUUGCUGUUGUUCUUGUUGUUCUUAUUGCUAUCAAGAAAUGUGUUUUGCAGUACCACAGAUUGCACACUUGAUAAGAUGUAUUGAAUCAUAUUUGUUUGUAUAUUUGAAUCAUGUGUUAGUGGAAUGGACAGUACAACCAGGGAGUCAUCAGAACAUCAGAACUCAAGUUCAAAUCAUUGAUCAACUGAAUGAUAACAAAAAAAGUAAUUUACCACUAUACAUGCUACAAAUGAAUUGAUCUGUUCUGUUAUUUAAUAUAUGAUAUGUAUUGCAGUACUUUUUGGACGAAUUGUGAUUGUGUGUCAUCUACUGUACCUCAAAUACUGUAAGUGGUCUAUGUUAUGAAGUUUAUUUCUAUUGGUGCUGUAGUUUUGGACAGGUUGCUGAAUGUCCGUGCCACUAGUAACUGGUUAUCUCCUCUCAGUUCUGUGCACAGUCAUUAUUUACAGCAAAACUGAUCCUGGUACAGCUUUGUAUCUUCUGCCUGCAGAGAGGGAGAGAGAGAGUGUGUGUGUGUGUGUGUGUGUGUGUUGCCACUGAUUCUCUAACAGGAAAAGAGGAACUGAAUAAAACCCUCAAGUUCUGAAAAUGAUUGAAUCCAGUACUUCAGUCCCAGUUCAUACCAGUACUCUGUGAACAACUGGAUCUGCUUUAACAGUGUUUAAGCUACUUUUGAAGUGCCAGUAUACUUUUUGUUUUGCAUUGUGCUGACUUGUGUAAUGUAAUGCUGAGAUGUAAGUAACCUGGGAUUGUGUAAAGGGCUAUGGCGCCAGAAAUAAUGAGUUAACCAAGCAUAUUUUAACAUGCACAUAUUUUGUAGAUUUGAUAUGUAAAUAGGGAGUGCAUUAAAAUCUGUGAUUGGAAAUGGCA
This is a messenger RNA of Puntigrus tetrazona (Sumatra barb), 3976 nucleotides long. RefSeq names its product rhomboid, veinlet-like 3 (Drosophila) (gene rhbdl3). The record is from RefSeq and is a predicted model, not a curated record. Gene Ontology annotation, molecular function: serine-type endopeptidase activity; calcium ion binding. Lineage: Eukaryota; Metazoa; Chordata; Actinopteri; Cypriniformes; Cyprinidae. Gene Ontology annotation, cellular component: membrane. The transcript has 9 exons. The coding region runs from base 810 to 2009 and encodes 399 amino acids.